CACUGGGGUAACAGCAAGCAUUGCAAUACUGGAAUUUAUUAUUAUUUUUUAUUAUUAUUAUUAUUAUCAUUACUUGCAAUAAGGUGUACCCUGCAGGCAUGGCGUACCCUGUUGAUAUAUUAGGUAGUUGCAGUCAUGAAGAACUGGAAAGCUUGUCAGAAGAAUACCUCUCCGAUCUGCGAUGUUCUGAUCCCGACAAUCCAGAGUAUUUUUCUUUUCGGGACAAUACGGAGAUCCCUAUUAGUCUUUCCACAGUCGGUUUUGUACCACUCUAUGGAGGAGAUCAGAUACACAAAAUCCUUGCUCUUUUUGCACCAGAAGACACUCUUACAGCGGUGGCUCUGUUUCUCGCUGACCAGUGGUGGGCAGUCGAUGACAUAGUAAGAACAUCAAAUCCGUCAAGGGAAGGCCUUCAGCAGGUCAGAUCACUUGGAGAACGAGUGGUGCUCUAUGUCCUUAAUCGAAUUAUAUAUCGGAAGCAAGAGAUGGAGAGACACGAGGUUCCAUUCCUGUGUCACAGCCGCAUGGAGUACGCCAAGAUUCUGUGGAGAAAAGGAGAGGCCAUUGGAUUUUAUUCUGUGAAACCUGCAGGAAGUUCCUGUGCUGCAUAUCUCACACAAAGUUAUUUGCUCCCGGUUUUGGACACCAUGUAUGUCAGGAAAAGGUAUCAUGGUAAACAAUUUGGGCUGCAGGUGCUGGAGGAUUUUGUGGACUCAUUUACAGAAGACACCCUAGGCUUGAGAUACCCAUUAUCAUCCUGUAUGUACACAGCCUGCAAGCAGUAUUUAGAGAAAUACCCCGGUGAUCAGGAACUGCUGUGGGAGGUGGAAGGAGCUGGCCACUGGUUUCAGAGAACUCUUAUCUCCAGUAUACUUCAGAAGGAAACGCGAAGAUUAUCAGUUACCGAAACAAACAAAAAUGAGGAACGCUCUGUAGUUGUUACAUCGGCGCCUCCUGGUGGAAAUGCAGAGCAUAAUGCACAGAGCAUAGAGUCUCACAGCCAUGAUAGUGAGACUGGCUUAACGGGGGAUAUACAGGUAGAGCUUGAAGCUGGUCACACUGUUAAUGAUACUGGUGAUUCUAAAGAACAUGAAUUGACGCCUGUUUCCACUCGUACAAGAAGCAGCCAACUGAAACGCCCCAAAAUUGGAAAGAGAGUUGUUGAGUCUGAACCAGAAAAUGAGGACAUAGAGGUCAAAAAUGAUACUCGGGACACAUCUAAAAAGCUGGAAUCAAAAGAACAAAUAGUGGAAAACUUUAAGGAACUCAUACAGCAACUAGCAGAAGAUAAAGACGAUAAUGAAAUGGCUAAGCUUCAAGAAGAAAUAUCUGCUAAACCAGUGGAACAGAUAUUUGAAGAAACUCAGGACAUCCAAAAAAUACAAGACAGCUUGGAGAAUAAACAGGACACAGAGAUAGAGCCAGUAAACGGUGAUAUAACAAAAGAAUUGUUUCCGUCUGCGUCUGAUAUUGUGGAAGCGCAGGAAUUAGCCAGCGAGACACAGGAUACCGAGUCUAAUUUGGAGCCUGCAGAUACAGAUGAGAAAUCCCUGACUACCCUUGUUUCGGUCAGCAUGGACCUAGAAAAAUCUUUUGAAGAUUCAUUUACUGAUCAGGUUCUAAAUACAGAAGAGAUGGAAACUUCAGAACAUGGAACCAUGACAGCUGGAAUGGUGAACACAGACGUGAGAGAAGAUGACUUUAGAGAGAGUUUAGAGGUCAAAGGCACAGAAGAGACUGUCCCAGUGCAAAGUGGAGACUUCUCUGACAACUGUCUUACCACUUUUGAGCCAACUCAAACUGCAGACACCACACCUGAUGAUAUGUCAGCCUUGUAUACAGGCCCCCAAGGAGAGCCAGUCAUUAACGUCACAGAGGAAGCACUGCCAGUUCUUCGGCAAGGCCCUUUACUUGUGGUGGAACUUGAAGAUGUAGCUUUCCAACAAUCAGAUGUACAAAAGAGCCAUUCUGGAGAAUCCACUGUGGAGACGGAUCAGUCAGAUGUUUCAGCACAAAAAUCGGUGGAGAUUGGUGGAGAAAGUAGCUCUGAGGAAGCAGAAACAGAGACCCCAGUAAUAGAGAGAAGGGGUUUGCGCAGAAAGGCAAGGGGGAUCAAAGGACCCGCAAAGAGAAGAACCAAAUUAUCAGUUUAGAACCAUUGAUAGAUUGUUAUUCACACAAUAUUUGUAAAACAGAAUAAUCUAGAAUUUUUUAAAAAGUUCUAAGAAGUUAUUCGGUAUAGGUCACAGGCAUUUGUAAUUGUACAAUUUUAAAGUUUUCUGGUUGAUGUUAAAUGCUCUUUUUGUGGUUCUUUGAUUUAUGUGUUUCUUUUUCUGUGAGUUUACCCAUAUUCCCAAUGUACCCGUUAUAUAGACUAAACAAGCCUAUAGCACAACUACCGAUCAAACUGAUAAUGUGAGUGGUCUGUUCUAAGUACAAGACUUGAAGCAGGGGUAGCCAUCAGGUUGCUCAGCAGAGUUUGACAGUUAUCAUUCCACUGCUGUAACGCUAUCUAUCGGAACCCUGUGGAUUUAGCCUACAUUCUCAGAGAAAAUUAUUUGAAAGUCAUCUCAUCUCCUGUUACUUUCUGCAAACAUUUUGAAAGGUUUUUGUGACUACAAAGUUUGUCAGUAGGUGGGCACACUGUAUAAGUACGCACGCUAAAAUAUGCGCUAUUUGUUUUUAAGAAAGCUACUUUUCUGGUAAUUUACGAGCAGAAUACAAACAUUUUACCUACUGACCUUCACAAUCAUGUGUAAGCAGUAAUAUUGCUGAUAUUGCAUUCUUCAGAAAAUGAGUCAGCCAUAAAUAUCGGUGGAAAUCAGGGCUUGACGUUGCCACAAAUUAGACAUAUUUCAAUUUAUAUGUCAAAAACUAUUUUGGGCAGGUUUUGAAAAUGAAAAGUCAUAAUGCUCCACUUUGUAGAGAAAUUUUGUUUCUGUAUUGAAGAGGGAUAUAUUUACAGUUAUCUGUUCCAUUGAGGGAUUGUCGUUUGAAAUGUUCUUUGCAUAACUCAGUUCAAAUAACGUUUCCCAAAAUUUUAGAAUACUACGUAUAUCUGUAAUAACUGUAUGAAGAUCUGGAAGUUUUAUCUCAUCAAGGAGGUAUCUUGGAGUUGCAAAAUAUUUUCCAAAAUCUUUGUGACCGCUGCUGUUACGAAAAGUAUGUGCUAAGACAGUCAAUAAGGGCCCGAGGUUUUGACAGAUUAUCUGCUUAGCACAUAGCAUUAUACUUGAAACGGGAAGAUAUAAUAUUGGUUCAAUUACCUAAUACUUUUGAGUGCCAUAUGGAAGUCCAUAUUGCUAUAAUUAUUUUAUUCAGUGUUAUUAAAACAAUAGCAAAGAUCUUUAAAUAAACAACAAAGUUUUGGACAGUAUUUAACAUUCUAUAUUACAGUGCAAAUAACAUUUAUAUUAAGAGAGCCACUUCAACUUUGACAGAACCGUUUAUUAUGGGUGAUAUUGCUCAUUACAUGAAAAAAAAUCAUUUUGUUUGGCUUAGAAAAGUACAUGAAUAUUAUGGUUCAAUUUUUCCAUAUUUCUAUAAGCUAUGUUAUAGAGGUAUGAUGUUAAUAGUGUUAUUUUAAAUCUACAGUUUAAUUAAACAAAUGUUUUUAGAUUUGCUUUUAAAAUGUUUGUGUUUUUCAUAAUUUUGCAGUAGAUGUGUUGCGGAAUGUGUGAGAUGAUGAAAGUGUCAAAUGUCUCGGCAGAUCUGUACACUUUUCCGUGA
Pelobates fuscus (common spadefoot toad) is the source of this 3729-nucleotide messenger RNA. It is a transcript of the gene FAM169A, whose product is annotated as family with sequence similarity 169 member A. The transcript has 13 exons. NCBI's taxonomy places the organism in Eukaryota, Metazoa, Chordata, Amphibia, Anura, Pelobatidae. The coding region runs from base 99 to 2153 and encodes 684 amino acids. The record is from RefSeq and is a predicted model, not a curated record.